AUGGCAGCACAACAAGCAAGUCAGGACAACACAGGAAGGCAGGGUUACAACCUGAAGCAAGUCAGCCACUACAACACUGGGAGGCAGGGUUACAACCUGAAGCAAGUCAGCCACUACAACACUGGGAGGCAGGGUGACAACCUGAAGCAAGUCAGCCACUACAACACUGGGAGGCAGGGUUACAACCUGAAGCAAGUCAGCCACUACAACACUGGGAGGCAGGGUGACAACCUGAAGCAAGGUUACAACCUGAAGCAAGUCAGCCACUACAACACUGGGAGGCAGGGUUACAACCUGAAGCAGUCAGCCAGCCACUACAACACUGGGAGGCAGGGUUACAACCUGAAGCAAGUCAGCCACUACAACACUGGGAGGCAGGGUUACAACCUGAGGCAGAAGUCAGUCCACUACAACACUGGGAGGCAGGGUUACAACCUGAAGCAAGUCAGCCACUACAACACUGGGAGGCAGGGUUACAACCUGAAGCAAGUCAGCCACUACAACACUGGGAGGCUACAACACUGGGAGGCAGGGUUACAACCUGAAGCAAGUCAGCCACUACAACACUGGGAGGCAGGGUUACAACCUGAAGCAAGUCAGCCACUACAACCUGAAGCUGUCAGGAGGCAGGGUUACAACCUGAAGCAAGUCAGCCACUACAACACUGGGAGGCAGGGUUACAACCUGAAGCAAGUCAGCCACUACAACACUGGGAGGCAGGGUGACAACUUGAAGCACGUCAGCCACUACAACACUGGGAGGCAGGGUUACAACCUGAAGCAAGUCAGCCACUACAACACUGGGAGGCAGGGUGACAACUUGAAGCAUGUCAGCCACUACAACACUGGGAGGCAAGAGAGGCAGGGUUACAACUGGAAGCAAGGUUACAACCUGAAGCAAGUCAGCCAGUACAAUACUGGGAGGCAGGGUUACAACCUGAAGCAAGUCAGCCAGUACAAUACUGGGAGGCAGGGUUACAACCUGAAGCAAGUCAGCCAGUACAAUACUGUGAAGUGUUUGAAAGAUUGA
Haliotis rubra (blacklip abalone) is the source of this 1029-nucleotide messenger RNA. Its product is annotated as repetin-like. The transcript has 4 exons. Bases 1 to 1029 code for a protein of 342 amino acids. NCBI's taxonomy places the organism in Eukaryota, Metazoa, Mollusca, Gastropoda, Lepetellida, Haliotidae. The record is from RefSeq and is a predicted model, not a curated record.